AUGGGAGCCAGCUGGACUCGGAGCUUUAGAAAGGAGUUUCAAGUAAAGAAGCUCAAUAUCUUUCCAUCCACACCUGAGCUCUUGCUCGAACCUCGGUGGCACAUCCCUCCAUGGGCCUGGCUCCUGUAUCGUCUCUCGUCUCUGAUCUACACCCUGGCCUGGUGCAUACACUCGGCCCUGCUGUUUGCCACGCCCAAAUGGCUGAUCCUGUUAAGUCACCUGACCUACUGCAUGCUGGGAGUAUACUACCUCACUGCACUGGUCAACCUCGCCGUGGUGCUGGUCUCCAUCAGACGCUUCUGCGGGAGGAAAGUCCAAGAGAAAAGCUCAGGUGUCAGUAGUGAGCGACGGGCAUCGUUUCCACUCACCACCCCUCUGGCUGUUUCACUCUGCCUGCAGUGGCUCCUCCAGGUCAUUGUGAGUGCCUUCUCCCUCAUCGUCUCCCUCCUCUACUGGUCCAUCCACUACCCCGUGUCCCGCCACCCCAUCAGGCCCUUCAGCAUCAACCUCCACGUGGUCAACAGUGCUCAGGUCCUCCUGGAUCUCUUCCUGUCCUCCACACCUGUGCACCUGUCUCACUACGUCUACCUCCUAGCAGCUGGGCUUCUCUACCUGCUGUUUGCUCUGGUGUUCUGGCUGGGUGGCUUUACCAACAUUUACGGGGAGCCGUAUGUGUACCCCGUGCUGGACUUCGGGGGGCAGCCGGUCCUUGCUGUCCUCUGCACGCUGGGCUUCGCUCUGAUCUGCCUGCCCCUGUUCCACUUGGUCCUGUGGAACGUGCACCUCCUGAGGGAGAGGCUGGCCCGGGGACCCUGGGGCAAGAGGUUUGCCCUAAGGAGAGAGGCCUGGUGGUGGGGUGGCGUGGGAGGUCUGGCCCCUUUUCCCUCGCCGGCUCUGGAUCCAGAGUUGUCGGUGUUUGCAGGCAGAGAAGGAGAGCCACAGCUGCUCCUCACUGCUCCGUCCCAUGGCUACUGCAGCCUGAGCACCGAGUCACCCUCUGAUUGUCACAGCUCUGCUUAA
Molecule: messenger RNA, 1020 nt
Organism: Clupea harengus (Atlantic herring)
Lineage: Eukaryota; Metazoa; Chordata; Actinopteri; Clupeiformes; Clupeidae
Product: protein rolling stone
Exons: 3
Coding region: 1-1020 (339 amino acids)
Cellular component (GO): membrane
Source: RefSeq, a predicted model, not a curated record